AUGACUGUUUUUGGAGGCCAUCACAAAAAACUGAAGGAGGCAGCAGAGAGGGUUCAGACUCAGUACCGGUCAGAGAAGCAAAGGCGCAAAGAGACUGAGCUGAAAGUGAAUACCAUAGAAGAGGAGCUGCAGGACCUGAAGACUGACAAAGAGAGUCUAGAACGAGCACUUUCAGAAAGAAAGAAGAAACUGCAGGCAGAGUGUCAGCGCCGGGAUGAGGAGGUGGAGGAGCUGCGCAAGAACAGCCAGCAGGAGCUGGACAAACUUCGAGCUCAGCUUCGCAAGGCCAGGACCAGCAGUGACAACGCUGCAUCAGAACAGUUGUCUCAGCUGCAGGCAGAGCUUGAGCAGGAGUGGAAGGGGAAGUGUUCCCAGAUGUUGGCUUCAGCUAAAGAGCAGCACAGCAGAGAGCUGGCUGAGCUAACAGAGCAGAGAGAGGCUCUGCAGGACAAAUUAAACCAGCUGCAGGAAAAGUAUAUGGUUCUGAAGCAGUUGAGAGACUCGGAAGAACAGCGUCUGAUCCAGAACCACAAGAAUGAAGAGUUGCACACUCUUCAGGAAAAAUACAAGCCUUGGAGCAGCAGGGAGCAGCUGUAAGGGAGAAGCUGCAAAGAAGAGUGGCUGAACUGGAGCGCAAACUUGAAGAGCAGGAGCAUUCAGGAGACACUGCAGCAGAGGUGAAACGUGUGAUGAACGGAGUGUUUCACUCCCUGCGAGGGGA
Molecule: messenger RNA, 721 nt
Organism: Archocentrus centrarchus (flier cichlid)
Lineage: Eukaryota; Metazoa; Chordata; Actinopteri; Cichliformes; Cichlidae
Product: FK506-binding protein 15-like
Exons: 7
Coding region: 1-597 (198 amino acids)
Cellular component (GO): growth cone
Source: RefSeq, a predicted model, not a curated record